Messenger RNA from Diaporthe batatas, 777 nucleotides. RefSeq lists its product as uncharacterized. The coding region runs from base 1 to 777 and encodes 258 amino acids. Gene Ontology annotation, molecular function: oxidoreductase activity, acting on the CH-OH group of donors, NAD or NADP as acceptor. The record is from RefSeq and is a predicted model, not a curated record. The transcript is spliced from 2 exons. Lineage: Eukaryota; Fungi; Ascomycota; Sordariomycetes; Diaporthales; Diaporthaceae.
AUGCCAUCAAUAGACAACGAGAUCAAGGGCCGCCUGGCCCUCGUGACAGGCGCAUCAGGAGGCAUCGGCGGCGCCUGCGCCAAGGACCUCUUCGCCGCCGGCGCGAACCUGGCCCUGACGUACUCGAGCAACAAGGCCGCCAUGGACGCCCUCCUCGCCGAGCUGCAGGCCCAGCCGCAGUGGGCCAGAGCCAGGGUGACGUCCCACCAGGCCGACAUGGCCAGCGCGGACGACAUCCAGCGGCUCUUCGCCGAGAUCAGGUCGCAGCACGGCCAGGAGGGGCCCGACAUCCUCGUGUCCAACGCCGGGUACGGCAAGCGCAUCCCCGACAUCCUCGACAUACCCAUCGACGAGUUCGACCACACCCUCACGGUAAACCUGCGCGCCUCCUUCAUCCUCACCAAGCUGGCCGUGCCGCACAUGAAGAGCGCGGGGUGGGGCCGCGUCGUCUUCAUCGGGAGCCUGGCCGCUUCGGGCGGGGGGAUCAACGGGUGCCACUACGCCGCGUCCAAGGCGGGCUUGCAAGGGAUGAUGCGGAACCUCAGCCGGAAGCUGGCCGGGUUCGGGAUUACUGUGAAUGACGUCGCGCCCGCCAUGAUCGGGGACACGGGCCUGAUCCCGGACGAGAAGACGGUCGCGGGGACGCCGGGGGACCCGCGGAAUAUCCCCGUCGGCAGGCUGGGCAGCCCGCAGGAGGUGGCUAAUAUGGUUACCAUGUGCUGCCGGACGGGGUAUCUUACUGGGCAGAGCAUGUUGCUUAGUGGGGGGUUGAUGUAG